CCUUUUUUUUUGAUUUAUCAGAAUUAGAUGAUAAUAAUUUUGAUAAUAUUUGAUUAUUUGCCCUUUGGUUUUUUGUCAGGUAUAUGAUUAUAUAUUCAGACGAUUCAGUCCAACUGUGUGCACACAAAGGACAAUGAAUAGGCUAACAACAACAAUUGGCUUACUAUCAACAGCUUUAGCUAUUUGGUUCGGCCUAUUAAGUCCUAAGACUCUCAAUAGCUUUACACGAUUCCAGGACAUGAAUAUAAAAUGGGAUUCUAUGAAAUUCAAUUUCGAGACUGAUGAUUCCAUUGUCCGAUUAUCAGGUCAAUUCGGGCGAAAUUUAAAGGUAUUAGCAUCAAUAAAUCCAUGUCCAGACGAGUUAUACGACAACGGAGCAAAGAAUUGUAUAGAAUUCACUGGAGAGAGUAGACUAGAAAUCGAACCUCAAUUGGAUAAUUCUGGAAGAUGCUAUCGCAUAAAAUGGACACCAUUGAACAGUAAUUUUAUACCCGAAGACUGUAUUGACAUUAAUAAAGCUUAUUGGUAUGGGGGUGCAUCCGUGUAUGAACAACACUGGCCAAUUAAUAAACAGAAACAUAGGAUGACAGCUUACGUUUCGGGAGAUAUUCUCGCACCGGCCGAACUAAACUAUGAAUACGGAGGAGUGUUAGAAAGGUAUUGGAUUUCAUCGAAAGGUGCUGGAAUUUACGUUCAGCCCGAUAUACCUUUGCAUGUUGGCUUUAAUGACAAUUCUAAUGGUUUAUUGUGCUUGAAAUCCUCCUUUGAAGCACCCUAUUUGCGCGACUCACAAGCAUCUGUCAAGUCUAUUUUAGACUAUACAAUAUGCUUGAGUGAUAAUGUGAAAAGUGUUCAUAAAGUAAUGUCUAAGAAAUUCUUUGAUAAACCUCAAUCAGUGCCAGACGAAAGAAUGUUUAAGAGUCCGGUUUGGUCAACUUGGGCAAAGUAUAAAAUGAACGUUAAUAUUAACGACGUCAAAGAGUUAGCGGAAGAUAUAAAUAGAUACGAAAUGGCAAAUAGUCAGAUUGAAAUCGAUGACAAAUUUUCUACAUUCUAUGGAGAAUUCGAUUUUGAUCCAGUUAAAUUUCCAAACGUUUCAUCUUUUAUAAAUGAAAUAAAAAAGUCAAUGAAUUUCAGAGUAACUGCUUGGAUAGUUCCAUUUGCAAAUAACGACUCGGAAGCAUUUAGAGAAGGUGAUAGUAAAGGAUAUUGGGUUAAGAAUGUUGGAGGUCGAACGGAAAUAGUCAAAUGGUGGCAAGGAUUUGGUGGUUUAUUGGAUGUAACUAAUCCAGAGGCAACCAAAUGGUUUAUAAAACGUUUGGAAAAGUUUAGAAGCCAAAGCAAUAUAGAUUCAUUUAAAUUCGAUGCGGGAGAAGCUAAUUACGUUCCACCUAACGCCGUUUUCUAUAGACAAUUAAUCAACCCAACAUCCUAUGCCACGUAUUAUGCUCAACUUGUUUUCAGUUUUGGCAGUCAAAUUGAGACUAGAAUCGGAUUUCAAUCCCAAAAGUUUGGAAUAUUUGUUAGAAUGUUCGACAAACAUUCGAGUUGGGGCUUUGAUAAUGGCCUCGCUUCUCUUAUACCAAACGCCCUUCAAUUCGGUAUUGUUGGCUACCCCUUCAUCCUGCCAGAUAUGAUCGGGGGUAAUGGUUAUAGCGGCAAUCAGGAUGAAUGGACUAGUUCAACAAAAUUACCUUCAAAAGAAUUGUUCAUACGUUGGAUGCUAUUGACAGCUUGUCUACCUGCCAUGCAAUUUUCAUUCGUUCCUUGGCAAUACGACAAUGAAACUAUAAAGAUAGGCAAAGACGCCAUACACUUGCACGAGACUCUAAUAACUCCCGCUGUUCUCAGGGCAGCUGCCGAAAGUGUAAGUCACGGUUUCCCCAUUAUUAGACCUAUAUGGUGGUUAGAGCCGAACGAGGAUAAAGCUCUUAGAGUAGAGGAUCAAUUCUUAAUUGGUAAUGAACUCUUAAUAGCCCCAAUCAUUAUGGAAAAUAGCCGAUAUCGAAACAUUUACCUACCGUCAGGUAAUUGGCAAGAUAAAUUAAGAAAUGAACUUGUUACAGGAGGAAAAACACUGUUAAAUUAUUAUUUAGAUUUACAUGAAGUGGCAAUUUUCAGGCGUAUUGUGCUUUAA
Molecule: messenger RNA, 2137 nt
Organism: Dimorphilus gyrociliatus
Lineage: Eukaryota; Metazoa; Annelida; Polychaeta; Dinophilidae
Source: the annotation of a GenBank genome assembly